Scaptodrosophila lebanonensis is the source of this 506-nucleotide messenger RNA. RefSeq names its product endocuticle structural protein SgAbd-6-like. The record is from RefSeq and is a predicted model, not a curated record. The transcript is spliced from 2 exons. Gene Ontology annotation, molecular function: structural constituent of chitin-based larval cuticle. Gene Ontology annotation, cellular component: chitin-based extracellular matrix. The coding region runs from base 95 to 430 and encodes 111 amino acids. Lineage: Eukaryota; Metazoa; Arthropoda; Insecta; Diptera; Drosophilidae.
ACAUCUGCGUACACGGUCCCGUGAAACCGAACCCUAAACUAAAAUUCGACUUCUAGUUUUGACUUUAUAAACAAAUCAAACACACAAAUUAAAAAUGCAGUCCGCUAAGUUCUACGUUAUUGGAGUAUGCUUCGUAGUGUUCGCCGCUUCGGUGUGUGGCGCUCCUUUGGAUGACUCGGAUAAGGCGACAAUUUUGCGUUACGACAACGACAAUGGCGGUCUUGACGGAUACAACUUUGCGUAUGAGACCAGCGAUGGCGUCACACGCCAGGAACAAGCUGAGCUGAAGAACGCUGGUACUGACCAGGAAGCGUUGAGUGUGCGCGGCUCAGUCAGCUGGGUGGCCCCUGAUGGUCAGACCUAUACACUGAACUAUAUUGCCGAUGAGAAUGGCUUCCAGCCACAGGGUGAUCAUUUGCCACACAACUGAGAAGGCAGCGCACAGCUCAUUAGUGUUAAACCACUUACAUAUUUCAAUAAAACUAAACAGUAUUCAUAUAACAUAA